AUGGCAAACAGAGUGACGGGGACCUGUUGCACAGCUUCAGUUGAGAGGGCUGGCCUGCCAGGGUUGCUGCGUGAUCUGCAGAGACUAUCUGAAGAUCAAGACUCAGCAGAUAUCGUAUUUAUAUUGGGAACUUCGGAAGAAAAGGUCUUCGCACACAAAAUAAUACUGAUAGCCAGAUGCAAAAGUUUCCAGAACACAAAGCGCGGCGAGGUGUGUCGCAUCCCAGGGUGCACAGUGACGCCAUCUGUGGGAGCGCAACCCACGCCCGUGCGGAUGUCGCACGUGCAACCGGAAACGUUUCGGUUGUUUAUUCAGUACGUCUAUACUGGAAAGCUGUUAUUACAAGAUUCGAGAGUAUUUGAAAUGAUGACGUUAGCCGCGGACCUCGGGGUAGAGGACUUGCGAGCGGCCUGUGAAGACCACGUCACGUCUACUCUAAGUGUUGAAAGUGCCUGCACUUUACUUGCAGCUGCUUUGGAAAUUCAAGAUCGACCAGGCCCACCAAAAGUUCAAAAAGUGAUGGUGCAGCCCAUCAACCUUAUCUUCAGAUAUCUACAAAACAGGAGUCGUGUACAAAUUUGGCUGUACGAAAACGUAAACCUGAGAGUGGAGGGUCACAUUGUUGGUUUUGAUGAAUACAUGAACAUUGUACUUGACGAAGCCGAAGAAGUUCACAUGAAGACUAAGAAUCGAAAACAAAUUGGACGUGGUAAGAGUGCAUCAUCAUUUAUGGAGAGGUGCAUAGCAUUUAUUGGUGAUAAUGCAGCGGAGUGUGUCAAGACAAAUGCAUUUCUGAAUCUGCCUAAAGAAGCACUUGUAAAACUCAUCUCCUCGGAUUUUUUGUGUUUAGAGGAAGAAGAAGUUUGGCGUUGUGGUCUAGCUUGGGCCAAACAACGGGCUGGAGUGACACAACCAACUGCACACUGGACAGAAGAAGAACGAGCAAGAGUGUGUCACCAUCUUGCACCACUAAUGCACCACAUACGGCUCCUGCUUAUUGAUAGUGCAGUGUUUGCGGAAGAAGUAGAGCCAACUGGUGCGGUGCCGAUGGAACUCUCCUUAGAGCGUUACCGACGUGCGGCACUCCAUGCAGCCCGUGCAGAUCCCGACAAACUCACUCAACCCAGGCUUGCUGUAAAUAUGUUUGCCGGAUCUGUCAUCCUACAACAAGACAAAAGUGGUUUCCAAACAGUAAUUAACAGUUGGUGUGGAACACCAAAGCAGUGUUGGAGGCUGGUCUUCAGGGCUUCAACACAUGGCUUUUCUGCGCAAGCUUUUCAUUCACAUUGUGAUGGAAUAUCACCUGUCUUAUUACUCGUACAAUUGUCUCGGGGGCCGGUGAUAGGUGGUUGGUGCGAGACGGGGUGGGCAAGUGGGGCGGGGGGUGGUGCAGGAGGAUACAUUCCCGCGGAGAGGGGGCUCCUCUUCGCUCUUACCGACCCACCCGCGCUGUAUACGCUCACCAAGAAGGCGUUUGCGCUCUGCUACCAUCCAGAAUGCGGACCAAUAUUUGGCGCCGGAGCAGACUUACUGAUCUCUAAUAAUUGCAAUACAAAUUCAGAGAGCUACAGCAACCUCCACUCUUACGGCGAUUCGUUGUCCCCAGCCUCUCUAACACCCGAGUACAGCUUCACCGUUCGGGACUACGAAAUAUUCACUAUUAAACAUAAUUAA
Pieris macdunnoughi is the source of this 1674-nucleotide messenger RNA. The record is from the annotation of a GenBank genome assembly. NCBI's taxonomy places the organism in Eukaryota, Metazoa, Arthropoda, Insecta, Lepidoptera, Pieridae.